CAUACACACCAAGCCGCUGGAAGGAGAGGGAGAAAAUUGCGAAACAAAUAUCCCAAAGAAGAAGGCGAGCUGAGUAUAAAAACCACAUGAACAGGCCUUGGAAUUACUGAUAAACGUCACAGGUGCGUUCGGAGUUCUAAGCUGAAGCGUAUCUUUGGUGUUAUUAGAUCACGUUCGGUACUUAACAGAUAGUCAACAUAGCAUAACUUCCCAGCUCAUCGUGGUCAAUAAUUCGAAAGUUUACAAAAGGAAGGCCCCUGUCCAAUGGUGUUUGGUUCCAGCGUGGUAUGGAGAUAUCCACAACAGAGAGCGGAGUACCAGAUCUGUGAAGGGUUAGAGCUUGGUGAUGGGUUUCUCAUAUUUUCAAAUGCUAGGCAUGAGAUACAAUCUGCUGAUUAUGCUUAUUAUACACCCCGUUGUUAUUCGAAAGCUCCUCUAUUAUCGACGUUUUCAUCUAUAGGUGCUGAACAUUUACCCUUUGCUCAGGAACAGUGGAGGCAGUUUACACAGACAGAGACUGGAAGUUUCAAGUACAGUGUCUAUCCCCUCAUAUACUCCCUCACGGUAGCCACGGUGAUUUGUAUCUUUAUGACCAUAAUCGUUUUCACUAACCACACGCAAAGGCCCAGUUGGCUUCUCAGAGUUUCCAGUUUCUUGGGGUCUGUAAACUUGAUUAUUCUCUUCAGCAGAGGUAUAGUAGAGCUUAGCAGGCAACACGACUUGGGUUAUGCAUCAGGUGAGGAGUUAUUGGAUGAACUUCAAGAUGAUAGCGUAUUUGGAAGUAUUGACUUUGUUGUGGUUUUGGUUGCGCAAUUUGCUCAGGUCCAGGUGAUUAUGAGACUAUUCAAUAGGGUGAAGGAGAAAAGAGCAGGAUUCAUACUUGGUGGAACAUUACUCAUAUCAGCACAAGUUAUCUGGGGUGUUUCAUCAUUUUCAAACUUUGAUCAAACUGUUGACUCUGACAUCUCAAUCUUGCCUGCUUUCACGUACCUAUUAAGAAUUGCACUUUCGAUGAUGUACUGUGGACUGAUCAUUAUCUACGGUGUUGGGAAAAGGAGAUUCAUCUUCCACAAAGAUAUAGUACUUCUAACAAUACUCACUUUCCUAACUAUAAACUUUCAGUUUGCCUUUUUUGUCGCUGAUAUUGCAGAUGUGUGGGUUUCAGAGUUGUCCGAAGUAUUCAAUACAACAAUUUAUGUCAGUGUCACUGUGAUCCCGUGGGAAUGGAUAAACAGGUUGCAUGCUCUUGAACGUCGUCAACAAACUGAGGGUAUAUUGGGGAGACCAAUAUACGAGGAGGAGUACCAUGACAUUACUCGAUAUGGACUCAUAAACGAUACAGAGGAAAACAGAACAACACCAGACGAUAAUGACCAGCCUGGUGGAUCGAGUAAUCCUUCCCCAGAGUUACAAAAUGCGAAGGGGACUAGUCCUCUGUAUUCAGCAACGGGUAAAAUGCGCAAAAGGCUGAGGGACACUCUUCAGUACACAUCAGAUACCUUAUUAUACUUUACAGAUCAGAUCAUUGCGUACGGUUUGGCCGUACCACGAUCUGUAAGUGCUAACAGCAGAGAGGAAGAUGCAAGAAAGAAAAAACUUCUCACUAAUACGAGAAAAGAAGUAUUUGUUUAUUCUAAUAAGGAAGUUGUGUGUGAUAGCGACAAUGAAAUGAGCUUGGAAUCCACGGGGAGAACGGACUAUGAUUCCCCUCUAAGCCUAAAUGAAGGUUCAUCAAGAGAUAUGGACCAGUGGAGAACUAAUAGUAAUGAUUCAUGAUUUUUAUAUAGUAUUGGAUGGUUUAUUUAGCCCAGAUUUAUGAAAUGGGUGUGGUUUAUAUUUGUCGUCAUAAACAUUCAUAAGUGGGUUGGUAAUACGUCAUUUCGAACACCCGGACACCGGCUUGAGCGGGGGG
Molecule: messenger RNA, 1912 nt
Organism: Williopsis jadinii
Lineage: Eukaryota; Fungi; Ascomycota; Saccharomycetes; Phaffomycetales; Wickerhamomycetaceae
Gene: RIM21
Product: Rim21p
Exons: 1
Coding region: 265-1776 (503 amino acids)
Biological process (GO): cellular response to pH
Cellular component (GO): plasma membrane
Source: RefSeq, a predicted model, not a curated record